This is a messenger RNA of Paracoccidioides brasiliensis Pb18, 3540 nucleotides long. RefSeq names its product condensin subunit SMC2. Gene Ontology annotation, molecular function: ATP binding; ATP hydrolysis activity; protein binding. Gene Ontology annotation, biological process: chromosome organization. The transcript has 6 exons. Gene Ontology annotation, cellular component: chromosome. The record is from RefSeq and is a predicted model, not a curated record. Bases 1 to 3540 code for a protein of 1179 amino acids.
AUGCGUAUCGUAGAAGUUGUUAUUGAUGGCUUUAAAUCCUAUGCUGUGCGCACCGUAAUAUCGGGAUGGGACGAAUCGUUCAACUCGAUCACCGGCCUCAAUGGCUCCGGCAAAUCAAACAUCCUUGAUAGCAUCUGCUUUGUUCUUGGAAUUACGAAUAUGAGCACCGUGCGCGCGCAGAACUUGCAAGACCUCAUCUACAAACGUGGUCAGGCAGGCGUAACCAAGGCGAGCGUGACGAUAGUAUUUGACAAUCGCGACAAGUCUAAGUCACCCAUUGGGUUUGAGGAGUAUGCGAGCAUAUCGGUUACGAGACAGAUUGUGCUUGGCGGGACCAGUAAAUAUUUAAUCAAUGGGCACCGUGCACAACAACAAACUGUGCAAAAUCUCUUCCAGAGCGUCCAAUUAAAUAUCAAUAACCCAAAUUUCUUGAUUAUGCAGGGGCGAAUCACGAAGGUGCUGAAUAUGAAGCCGGUGGAAAUUCUGUCGAUGAUUGAAGAAGCAGCUGGAACUCGAAUGUUUGAGGAUAGAAAGGAGAAGGCUGGAAAGACGAUGGCAAAGAAGGAGAUGAAGGUGCGGGAAAUCGAGGGACUGUUAAAGGAGGAAAUCGACCCGAAAUUAGAGAAAUUACGAGGGGAGAAAAGAGCGUUCCUCGACUUCCAGCAGACACAAAGUGACCUUGAGCGCUUAACCAGACUCGUUGUUGCACACGAUUAUUUGAAGAAUGGAGAACGGCUACGUUUGGCUGGAGAAGAAUUUGACAAGAGGAAAAGAACAGUCACCGACUUGGAAAAUAGCAUUGCGAGACUCAAGGGUGAAAUUGCUCACCUGGAAGAGGAUGUGAGGAGGGUAAAGGCAAUUCGCGAGAAAGAGCUCAGAAGAGGGGGGAAGUUUCAAGCACUGGAAGACCAAGUGAAAACGCAUUCCCACGAAAUGGUGCGGUUGGCCACACUUUUCGAUUUGAAGACGUCAAGCAUGGCGGAAGAAUUAAACAAGAGAGAAGCCAUGCAAAAGACGGUUACCGAACUGCAAGGAUUAUUGAAAGAGAAGAAAAAAGUCUACGAUAAGUUGCAGGCCAAGUACGAUGCGGCAAAGGCUGAGCUAGACAGCCAGACUGCUGAGGUUGAGCAGAAAGAGGAACUUCUUCAAACUUUACAGACAGGCAUUGCAUCCAAGGAAGGCCAAGAAAAUGGAUAUCAGGGGCAGCUUCAAGACGCGCGAAACCGCCUCAGUUCUACGGCAACCGAACAAGAGCAGGCCAAACUUAAGAUCUCCCAUCUUGAAAAGAGGAUAAAGGAGGAAGAGCCUCGAGCGAAGAAGGCCAAGGAACAAAACUCGAACCUCCUUAAGGGUCUUGAGGAACUUCGAAAACAGGCAAAAAAACUUGAGUCGGACCUCGCCAGGCAAGGGUUUGAACCAGGAAAGGAAGAAAAAAUGUACCAGGAAGAAUCCAGAUUGCAGAAGAGCAUCCGAGAGUUGAGAAGUCAAGCCGAUUCUAUGAAACGAAAAGUUGCUAAUAUCGACUUCAACUACUCAGACCCUUACCCCAACUUUGAUAGAUCUAAAGUCAAAGGGUUGGUAGCGCAACUUUUUAGCUUAGACAAGGAUAAAAUUCAGGCUGGAACUGCACUUGAAAUAUGUGCCGGUGGACGCCUUUAUAAUGUUGUCGUCGACACUGCUGAAACUGGUACGGCCCUGUUGCAAAAUGGGAAACUUCGAAAACGUGUUACAAUCAUCCCAUUGAACAAAAUUGCAUCCUUCAAGGCCUCUGCUGAGAAGAUCGGAGCUGCGAAGAACCUGGCACCUGGAAAGGUGGAUCUUGCUUUAUCCAUGAUUGGAUAUGACGACGAGGUGGCUGCUGCGAUGCAAUAUGUUUUCGGCACUACCUUGAUUUGCCAGGAUGCAGACACCGCGAAGAAGGUUACAUUUGAUCCCUCUGUGCGUAUGAAGAGUGUUACUCUAGAGGGUGACGUGUAUGAUCCUUCAGGAACCUUAUCAGGAGGCAGCUCGCCAAUCUCCAGCGGCGUUCUCGUUAUCCUCCAACAGCUGAAUGAUAUAACGAGGCAGCUCAUAGGAAACGAACGAGCUCUACGUUCUCUGCAAGAAACCAUGACGAAGGAGAAGAAAAAGAUGGAUCUUGUGAGAGCUACUAAACAAGAAUUUGAUCUCAAGACACAUGAGAUUAAGUUGACGGAAGAACAGAUCAAUGGAAAUUCGUCCACCUCGAUUAUUCAUGCUGUUGAAGAGAUGAGAGCCAAUAUUGGGCAACUUAAAAAUGAUAUUGAAGAUGCUAAAAAGCGCCAUGCUGAGGCUAACAACGAUAUUAAGCGGAUUGAGAAGGAUAUGCGAGAAUUCAGCAGCAACAAAGACAGCAAGCUUGCCGAAUUACAAUCGUCGCUGGACUCGCUCAAAAAGGCACUGAGCAAGAACUCGAUUUCGGUCAAGACACUUCAGAAGGAGCUUCAAGCAUCACGACUGGAUUCCGAACAGGCUGGAAGUGACCUAACAGCUGCAGAAGAACAGCUUGCUGAGGUUGACCAGACAAUAAAAGCCCAAAAGGAGGAAGUUGAGGCUCUCAAAAGGGAGCAAGAAAAAUGCAAGAAAGCGCAUGAUCUUGCUCAGGCUCAAUUAGAGGACGAAAAGGCCAAGCUCACUGGUUUUGACGACGAGCUUCGUGACUUGGAGGAGGCAUCUCGAUCCAAAGCUGCACGAAUUACGGAAGAGGGCCUUGAACUGCAGAAACUAGGCCAUCAAAUUGAAAAGUUCCAAAAGGAUCAGCAAAAUGCUGCACAGCUGGUAGCCAGCAUGGAAAAGGAACACGAAUGGAUCGUCGAAGAAAAAGAUAGCUUUGGCCGGCCCGGCACGCCAUAUGAUUUCAAGGGCCAGAAUAUUGCCGAAUGCAAGGCGUCGCUUCGUAAUCUCACUGAGCGAUUUCAAGGGAUGAAGAAGAAGAUCAAUCCGAAGGUCAUGAAUAUGAUCGACAGCGUCGAGAAAAAAGAAGUGGUGCUCAAAAACAUGAUGAAAACUGUCAUCCGGGAUAAGAAGAAGAUCGAGGAAACUAUCAUUAGCCUUGAUGAAUAUAAGAAAGAGGCGUUGCAAAAGACUUGGUCUAAGGUUAAUGGCGACUUUGGCCAGAUAUUCGCGGAGCUACUUCCUGGAAGCUUUGCUAAGCUGGAUCCUCCUGAGGGGAAGGAGAUUAGUGAUGGGCUUGAGGUGAAAGUUAGCUUGGGCAAAGUGUGGAAGCAGAGCUUGACGGAAUUAAGUGGUGGACAAAGGUCUCUGAUCGCGCUCUCCCUUAUCAUGGCUCUUCUCCAGUUCAAACCAGCACCCAUGUACAUCCUCGACGAAGUCGACGCGGCCUUGGACUUGUCUCAUACGCAGAAUAUCGGACGUCUGAUCAAGACACGUUUCAAGGGUUCACAGUUCAUUGUGGUCAGCUUGAAGGACGGCAUGUUCCAGAAUGCAAAUCGGAUCUUUAGAACGAGGUUUAGUGAGGGCACCAGCGUUGUCCAAGCACUGACUCCAGCAGACUUGAAGUAG